Molecule: messenger RNA, 1839 nt
Organism: Thermochaetoides thermophila DSM 1495
Lineage: Eukaryota; Fungi; Ascomycota; Sordariomycetes; Sordariales; Chaetomiaceae
Exons: 4
Coding region: 1-1839 (612 amino acids)
Biological process (GO): intracellular calcium ion homeostasis
Cellular component (GO): perinuclear region of cytoplasm
Source: RefSeq, a predicted model, not a curated record
AUGGCGCUAGCAGAGCUGAUUGUCGCCAAAACAGCGCUCUCGGGAGCGUUGUUUCGCCCCGACCCGCGGCCAUGCUCGCGCGACGACAUCGACUCGAUGCAUAUCCUUCUCGCUGACACCAUCGCCGAGUGUUCGCCCCGCAAUGUCCAGAGAUGCAAGCAAUGGGCUCUCGCCAAUCUGGUCCCCUCGUCUGCCCGCAUUGCCCCCUUCUGCAAGUAUCUAAUCGCUCUCUCCAAGUCCUUCGGCGGCGAGAAGGACAGCGCGCUGGCCGAGCUCAAGGACAAAAAGCGCCUGCCGUCUGUGAGGCGCCGCCGUCUCCACAUUCUCUACAUCCUCAAUGACAUCCUCUACCACGUCAAGCAUCGCAACAACGACGAUGCCUUCGCCCAGAAGCUCGAGCCUACACUGCCUGCCCUCUUCAGGAGCGCAGCCGCCUUCACCAAUUGCCCAAAACACUUCAAAAAGCUGAACGAUCUGGUCUGCUUGUGGGAGGAAAAGGGCUAUUUCCCGCCCAGCACCGUGCAGCAGCUGCGGACUGCGAUCGAAGAAGGCCCGACGUCCAAGGAAGAUAACAAAAAUAGUGUCGAAGCCGACAAUUCAGCAGCGGUUCUGGCGAAGGCAGCCAAGUCUACACCGUGGGUCAUGCCGGCGAUGCAUGGUGACCCGUCGACACCAUGGUACGACCUGCCCGCGGGCAACUGGCUGCCGAUCCUGGAGCCAAACUCGACUCGUCCCAUGAACCCCGCCAUGAUCAAGCCCCUCGUGCUCUCACAAGGACCGGCCGACAAAAAGCUUGUUGAAGCAGUCAAGAAGCUUCUGGAUGACGUUGACAGAAUCUAUGGCUGCAAAGAGGUCAACCUUGACGAACCCCGUCCCAAUAUUGGGCCUCUCGGCGAGCCCGUUGAAAUUGACGAAGUUACGGGUGAAAUUAUCGGCGGCGAAACCUACUAUGGCUGGUCCCGUCCCUUUUGCGAGAAGAUGAAGCGCCGGCUUCGUGGCCAAUCUGGCUCUAACAGUGACGACGAUGUUCGUGGGAGGGCCCAGACGGUUCCCAUCGGCGGAGGAGCGUUAGCCGACAUGGACAACGGCACAGUAGACAUCGUUCUCGAUCGGCUUCACGAUCACUUUCACGACGACGAUCCAGAUCUCAUUCCGGGACUCGAGGCAGACCCUAUCGACAACGUAGCCGGAGCCGGAGCCGUAGCCGUAGCCAUAGCUACGAUUACAGUCGCAGAUAUCGGUCGCGCAGCCCCGAUUAUUCCAGUUCCCGCUCAAGAAAUCAAUCUCCACCCUCACAACACCGGUCUGGUCCAGGCAACACACCGCGCAAUGGCUACCAUCCUCCUCCCACGGGCGGUGCCCCUCCAGCAUAUCCAGCUGGCUCCUGGACUCAACCCCCAGCUGGACCACAACAACAACACCGACCUCCUUAUCCCCCUCCACCGUCACAAAUGCCCUUCCCAAUGCCGCCUAUCUCGCCGCCGCAAGCAAAUUUUGCUGCCCGGGGCUUCCCCAUUCCACCGCCGCACCCUUCCAAUUAUCAGGGUUCAUGGCCUCCUAUGCCGCCGCAGCCGAUCCCUCAAGGACCUUCAGGCCAGCAUCCUCAGAACUACUUCCAGGCCCCUCAAGGGGGCAACAAUGCUGGGAAUCCUGUGCCGCCGCUUCCUCCAUUCAUGGCAUCGGGUUGGCCGCCCCCGCCCCCACCCCCUCCGCCGGGCUCGUAUCAGCAGGGCCUUCCUCAUCCUCCGUCUGGUCCUGGGGGUUCAAGGGGGGGUUAUGGGAGAGGUUGGGGGAGUGAUUGUGUGUCAGUACCCGGAGGAGUUCAGCUCAAGUAGUUAA